Messenger RNA from Triticum urartu, 2062 nucleotides. The record is from RefSeq and is a predicted model, not a curated record. NCBI's taxonomy places the organism in Eukaryota, Viridiplantae, Streptophyta, Magnoliopsida, Poales, Poaceae.
UCGGGGAGGUGGGCUACUUCACCACCCCUUGCCCCUUCCCCCCCUCCCCUUUCCAUUUCUUCCACUCCUUUCCGCCCGCCCGCCCGCCCGCAAUGCCUCCCCCGGUCUCCGGUUGAUCUGACCCGUCGCGCCACCACCCACGACGGGUGGCUUCAGAGGGACGGAGGUGGGCAGCCAGGGCGGGGCUUUCGGCGGUUGCUUGCCUUUGAGGUGAAGAAGAAGGUGCAGAAAGGGGACACCAAAUAUGGCAAAGAAAGGGAAGUGGUUCAGUGCUGUCAGGAGAGUGUUCAGCUCCUCUGAUCCGGAGGGGAAAGAAGCUAAGACUGAGAAGGCAGACAAGCCUAAAUCCCGGAGGAAAUGGCCAUUUGGCAAGUCAAAGCGCUUUGAUCCACCCACCUCGACAGUGUCAGACAUCACUCCGGUAGCUCCAUCGCCGCUGCCGCUGCCUCUUCCUCCUACGCAGCCUCCUCAGCCACAGCCCGAGGAGAUAAAAGAUGUCAAGCCAGUCGAAACGGAGAGUGAACAAAACAAGCAUGCCUACUCUGUUGCGCUUGCCUCUGCUGUCGCUGCGGAAGCCGCUGCCGUCGCUGCCCAGGCCGCUGCUGAGGUUGUCCGCCUCACAGCAGUCCCCGCGGGCACAUCAAGGACACCUGUUUGCUCACAGGAAGAACUCGCCGCUGUCAAGAUUCAGACCGCCUUCAGGGGUUACUUGGCAAGGAGAGCACUGCGUGCACUCAGAGGACUUGUUAGGCUGAAGUCGCUAGUUGACGGAAAUGCCGUCAAACGCCAAACUGCCCACACCUUGCAUUGCACACAAACAAUGGCAAGAGUUCAAACCCAAAUCUACUCUAGAAGGGUGAAGAUGGAGGAGGAAAAACAGGCUCUUCAAAGGCAGCUCCAGUUGAAGCACCAAAGGGAACUUGAGAAAAUGAAGAUUGAUGAAGACUGGGAUCAUAGCCAUCAAUCCAAAGAACAGAUCGAGGCCAGCUUAAUGAUGAAACAGGAAGCUGCACUAAGACGAGAAAGAGCACUUGCAUAUGCAUUUUCUCAUCAGUGGAAGAAUUCUGGUCGAACUGUAACACCAACAUUCACAGACCAAGGGAAUCCUAAUUGGGGCUGGAGCUGGAUGGAACGCUGGAUGUCAGCAAGGCCUUGGGAGAACCGAGUGGUGUCAAACAAGGAUAAAGACGGUGCUCUGACAAAGAAUCCCAGCACUAACGCUGCUCGAACUUUUGUGCCCCGUGCUCUCUCAAUCCAGAGGCCUGCAACACCAAGCAAGUCGAGCCGUCCACCAAGCCGGCAAUCACCAUCAACCCCGCCAUCAAAGAACCCCUCUGUUGCAGGAAAAUUCAGACCUUCAAGCCCAAGAGAUAGCUGGCUAUACAGGGAGGAUGACUUGAGGAGCAUCACAAGCAUACGCUCUGAGCGCCCAAGGAGGCUGAGCACAGGUGGAGGCUCGAUCCAGGACGAUUCGAGCCUAACAAGCACCCCAGCUCUCCCCAGCUACAUGCAGUCCACAAAGUCUGCAAGAGCGAAAUCUCGGUACCACAUGGUAUUCGCCGACAAGUUUGAGGUCCCUGAUAGAGCAUCUCUGGUCCACUCAUCGAUAAAGAAGCGCUUAUCCUUCCCAGCUGCAGAGAAACCAAAUGUCACACCCGCAGAUAAGCUGAAGGAAAGAGCGAGGCGCCAUUCGGAUCCUCCAAAGGUGGAUCCUGCCUCCCUGAAGGAUGUCAAUGUUGCCUGAUAUGACCCGAUGAACGUCAGGCGCUGUCACCCAUGAUUGCUAGAUCGCCAUCUUUUCCGUUUUUGUAUUCUCUAGUUUAGAUUGCUUUCUCUCAAGGUUGAACCCUCCGUGAAACUGUAUGAUCUGUCCGGGUUGAUUUGAGACAAUUCUAACUGUUUGCAGACAGAGGUUUUCUCUGUGGAUUGUGGUGUGUGGUGCUGCAGAGAAGGAAAUGUGAAGCGGUAAAAAAAAGUGAGAGAUGAUUGGUGUGCGCGUGGCAUUCAGUGUACAUUAUGAGUUUUCUUCGAGAGUAUAUGUACAUUAUUGGUUUGGAUUCUA